Molecule: messenger RNA, 973 nt
Organism: Phytophthora nicotianae INRA-310
Lineage: Eukaryota; Oomycota; Peronosporomycetes; Peronosporales; Peronosporaceae
Exons: 2
Coding region: 70-825 (251 amino acids)
Source: RefSeq, a predicted model, not a curated record
UCUGUAACGGCCGUCGGCCGAGCAAACAGCGCAGUUCCGGAUUAUCAGACCUUCACUUAAGUCGCCGUCAUGGCCGCUAUCAAGCGCCUACCGCGACCGCUACAGCUCGCAAUUGCCGACGCCGGUCGACGCCGCCAUCACUUGGCAACGCUCUGUCCGCGCGUGACUCACGAAGAUCUACUUUGCUCCAUCUGCUUCGAUAUCUUGAGCUUCCCAGUCACGCUGCCCUGCGGACACAACUUCGACCGCGGCUGCAUCUUGACGGCCUGGGCGCAUGAAGCCUCGCCCUCUUCUCCCACUGCUGGUGCUGCAGAAGCUCGAGCAGCAACACACUUGUGUCCGUUGUGUCGACAGCAGACUGAGGUGCACGAGCUUCAUGUGAAUUUGCUGCUCAAGAACCUCAUUGCAUCACUGUAUCCCGCAGAAACUCAAGGUGCUGCAACUCCAGCUAAGCAGUGUACACACGUGACAUUGCCACCGUCACCGCGUUCAAGUGGAACAGCGCUGACCACCAACACAGCCGCGUCAGCGUUCAGACGUCGACCAAAUCUGCGCACAUUCUCGUCGUUCGUCUACGUUUGCGCGGCUUCUAUAACGGACCCGCCGGGGUUUGUAUUGGCUGUUCUAUUGCUGCUGAUACUGCUAGCGACAGCUUGCAAUCCGCAGCCGGCGACGGCGCCACCCGCAGCGUCUGCCAUGGUCAUGUUCGACACGAUGGAUCGAGUAUGCAACGGCUUGUCGCUCAUGAUCCACCGGAUCUCGAUGCACAUGGACCAAAUGGACCAGGUCUCACCCUGGAUCCGCUUCGUAUCGUAUCUCCUCUAGUGGCAGCACACACCAGAGGAGCUCAGUAUGCAUAUAUUUAUGUGAAAGUAAGCCAACCAAAAUGCAAGCACCCGAAUAAGGAGAACAACUACACUUUAACCUUAGUAACGCAGGCUGCAGAAGCAAGCAACGCCUGCUUUGAUCCAGU